AAGUCCAACAAGUUGAAACAGAUACAAAGAAACUAUCAAGUGCCCCAAAAAAGUACACUUGAUUGUGCACCGUUGAUUGAUACAGUAUAAAAAAAAAUAAUUACAAUCGGCCCCUCAAAUAAGUAUAAAUAACAAAUUGAGUCCAUUUAGAUUUCCAGAAAGAGGCAGAGAGAGAGACGGUGCUGAAUUUGCAGCAGCCAGCAGCAGUAGUUUUGUGUACAUGUGUUGGUGUGUGUAUUUGUUGGAAUCUUGACGGGUGGCCCCUGGUCUUUUCUCCUCCAUUCUUUUUCCGCCAUUAAAACAAUUCACCUCUUUUUAGCCCUUUCUUGGGUUCCUCUUCUUUUUAACCUCACCCCAUUGUUUCUCUCCUUUUCACGCAGCCUCUUCACUAUUUUGGCUAAUUGGUUACUUUGAGGUUUCUGAGAUGGCUGACGGGGAGCUGGAAAUUUCUAACCAAGAAAUGUUAUCAAGUUCGAAUUUUGGUGAAUUUAGUAGCUCCAUGGACAGCUUUUUCAAUGAGAUACUCAAGGAUGCGCAUGCUUGUACUCAUGCUCACACUUGUAACCCGCCCGGUCCUGAUAACUCCCAUACCCAUACUUGCUACCAUGUUCACACCAAAAUAGUGCCUACCUCGGAAGACGAUAAGAACCCCAGCGAUGAUACUGCAGAGUCUGCGGAAAAUAAAGGGAAGAAACGCCCGGCGGGUAAUAAGGAAGCUGUUCGUAAGUAUCGUGAGAAAAAGAAGGCUCGGGCUGCUUCAUUAGAGGAUGAAGUUGUGAGAUUGAGAGCUAUAAAUCAACAGCUGUUGAAGAGGCUGCAGGGUCAGGCUGUGUUGGAAGCGGAGGUUGCUAGGCUUAAGUGCUUGCUCGUGGACAUACGAGGAAGGAUUGAAGGGGAAAUUGGAUCAUUUCCCUACCAGAAGCCCAUGAAGAAUGGCAAUGCAUAUCAGCAAAUAGUUAAUCCUAGCUUUCCUGGAGCAUAUGUGGUGAACUCCUGCAACCUGCAAUGUGAUGAUCAGCUUUAUUGCCUCCACCCAGGUGCAGAAGGUAAAAGCUCAGACGGUACUGUAGUAAAUGGACAAGGCUUCAACAACUGUGAAUUUGAGACUCUUCAAUGCUUCGGUAAUCAAACCUCUGAACUGGAGGAGGUUCCUGGGUGUACUGUGGGUAGUAGCACGCCUACUGCCAACACUGGUCGAAGCAAGAGAAGAGGAGGCACGCGUGCAACAACAGCAAGUUGAUGAACUUCUUAGGAAGAGCAUCUUUGUAAUUGAGAAUAAGUAUGUUUUGUUAUGUGUCCUCUUUUGGGAUUUCUCCCAGUUUCAACUUUGCUGAGUUCAAACUGAGAAUCUUCUUCCGGCUGUUGAGUUGGUGGCAUAGUAGGUGUCUGAAUAUCAGCAGUUUAUCAACAGUCGUGUAAAGCAGAAACAACCGAGGGAAUAUAGCUAGCAGAACUCGUGAAGAGGAUACCAAGAGUAGUGGUUUUCUGUGGAGAUCUGGGAUCUUUAUUCCCGACGGUUGUAUUUAUUCAUUCUUUGAUCCUUGAUGAAUAUCUCGCCUCUUGCUGAUGGAUUCCAAGUUGACUGUUCUCGUUCUUAUAUUAUGUGAAUUUGAAACCGCUAGACUUGAAAUAGAUGGUGGUUUUUUAAAUUGCUCGUGGUACUGCUGUCAAGACUGGCAAAGUUGAAACAUUCUUGACACAUUAUUUAAGUACAUUUGCUUGUUUUCUCA
Molecule: messenger RNA, 1730 nt
Organism: Capsicum annuum
Lineage: Eukaryota; Viridiplantae; Streptophyta; Magnoliopsida; Solanales; Solanaceae
Product: basic leucine zipper 23
Exons: 3
Coding region: 425-1240 (271 amino acids)
Biological process (GO): regulation of transcription by RNA polymerase II; DNA-templated transcription
Molecular function (GO): RNA polymerase II cis-regulatory region sequence-specific DNA binding; DNA-binding transcription factor activity, RNA polymerase II-specific
Source: RefSeq, a predicted model, not a curated record